Molecule: messenger RNA, 5607 nt
Organism: Plasmodium knowlesi strain H
Lineage: Eukaryota; Apicomplexa; Aconoidasida; Haemosporida; Plasmodiidae
Product: conserved Plasmodium protein, unknown function
Exons: 1
Coding region: 1-5607 (1868 amino acids)
Source: RefSeq, a predicted model, not a curated record
AUGCAAAACAUCGUUGACCCCGAUAUCAGACGUAGUGACAAUUCAAUUUCGCAAAAGUGUAAUAACGACCCGCACAUUUUUAAAGAAGGCAAACAAAACAGUGCUAGUCAAAAUGGAAGAGAUGCAGAGAAAGAACAAAUGGAAAAUAACUACUUACUAAACCAAAACAAGAAAAAAAGUGUACCAUAUAUAAGUGAGGAAAACACCAUUGUGAAAACCGACAAGAACUACGUACACAGAGAAUGUAAGGUACAACCCCACACGGAUAAUAUUUACCAUGCCUCCUCUAUUAAUUGUCUAAAGAGGAAAAGCACAUCCAAGGACUCCUUAAUCAAUGAGGAAGAAACGAGCACAAAAAAGAGCCUAGAAGAGGCGGUCAACAGAAGGAAACAAAUUAACGAAAUGAUUGCAGCGUACAAUUCUUUAAAUUUAAGUUUAUCCAGUUGCAACUUCGACAACUCGGAUAACUUGGGCAUUAGAAAGAAAACGUCUCUUUACAAUUCUGAUUAUAGCUGUGCUGUGGAUUAUAAAAACCAAAUGAGUUACAAGAAAAAAAUGCCUCAGGGGAACUACUCAUUUGUGACAAAUCGGGCGGAGGGGAAAAAGGGAGAGGUCCACAAUACAUGGGGCUCUGUGAAUAACGAGAUCGAGGGACUCUGCAGAAGCAACUACUCGAAUAGUCUACUCCACCUCGGGGGGAAUCUCGGAAGCGGGGACAAGCCGGCGUGCAGAAUGAAGGAUCUCCCAGUAGGUCAAGGAAAUUGCUGCGAAAAUAACCGUGACAGCGGCGGAGGCAAUUCGAGUCAUCAUUCCCAAGAUGAAGACGAAUUGGAAGACUAUAAAACAUUCCUAACCCUAGACAGUGACCACACCAUAUUCAAGACAAAACCUCUGAAGCUCCCGGAUCUGUCCUUCCUGCAUAACAGCAGUCGCAUUUACAACACCCUGGAUUUAAGCAACCGGAGGGAAGACGGUCAUAGUAGUAAUCGCUUCUGCAGGAAUAGAAUUCUGUACGAGAGUUUGGAGGGCCUGUCCUUCGACCACGAUGAGGACGACGACAAUGCUGGCGACGAUGCGCAUGUUUGGGGAGAUAUGAACUUCUCUCAGGUGAACCCUCCCAGGAAACCUAACCCUAUCUCGGAGAACAACGCAAAAAGCGAUACACUACGGAAGAAGACAGCAGGUACUCCCGAGAGCAGUCAUCAAAAUUGCAUGGAUAAGAGUGCCAUCUCCUUCGAGCUGAGCAAAGAAAGUAAAAAAAACGUCCCUAGGAAUUGCAUAAAAAGUAGCGAACUGAAAAACUGCAACAUAAAGCAGCUAACUCAUGGCAGCAUUAACCGGCUUGGUUACGUGAGUCCCCUUAGUCGUACCGAAGGCCCCAGUAUGAAUCGCAUCCAUUGUGGGGGAAACGGCGAGAGAAAUCGGAUUCACUCGAAAAGACAUACAAACGAAAGGAGUUCACACCAGAAUAAUGGAAUGGAGUUUAAUUCUAUAAAAAAUUAUUCCAUAUGCAAUAACAAUUAUCGUAGACAAACCGCCGACUUGGCAGGAACUAAAAUUUCUAUGCAAAUGCGCGCACCAGAUGCCAAAGUAGAAAAAGGCAUAAACCAUUUAAGACGAAUCAGUAACACAUGCGACAUUUGUCCAGCUGCCUACAAUUGUGAGGAUGGACCUGAAGGCAUAUGCACUGACAGAGGUGAACGACAAGCACGCAGUAGUUAUAAGUAUGCAAAUAUGCAUACUUUGCAUGGACAUCAAUACGAUGUGAAAAAGAAGGCGCAGGAAAGUGAAGCACACUGCAACAGUUCACCCCGUCGCCAUUCUUGCCUGAACAACAUAGAAAAAUUUAAAGAAAUGCUGCUAACCAUGGCGGCAGAUAACCUAAACGAAUAUGCAAAAUGCCUACAGAGCAUCAAUAACGAAAAGUUAAAAGGUUACAAGUACUGCAUUAAGCGAGUGAAUGACUACAACAUUAGUCAAUAUUUGAGUGCGACGUUUCGCGCGUCCAUUCCAGUGAAAGGCAUUGAAGAGUCGGUGCUGACCAACUCAGAUACCUUUUCUUCCGUUCACAACUCGACGUACGAGGACGAUGAGUCAAGUAUGUUUCCCCACCAUGGAGACACAAGUUGUGAGGAGUUAGCGAAUGUGAGCAUUGCAGAUGGUGAUAUCAACAGUGAGUAUGGCGGCGCUGGUAGUGUCCAUGGGAGUGACUCCGCUAGCGAUUGCGUUAGCGACAAUCAUUGGCAUAGAUCUAACGGAAACUUAAAAGUUUACAAAAAGAAAAAAAAAAUUAAACGCACCAACUGUCUGGAACACCCCCCCAGGGGCGAAUUUAAUUAUUGCCCAGAUAAAAUAAAAAGUGAACGAAACGAGAGUACAAGCGCAGAUCGUACAGAUAAGAAGUAUAUGCACAACGGAAAAGGCAAAUAUGCAUAUGAGAGGAGCCCAAAGCAGAGAGAAAAGCAGACAUAUACAAUUAGGCAAUGUAAACUAGCGAAUGUUACAAUUGACAGUCUUCAACUUAACUAUAUUGACCACAGUGCAAAGAGACAAAACAAAAUGUGUGAACAGCAACUGGCCGGCAAAACGUACUUCGCUCGAAGGAGCAACAUGUGUAACCGCGGUUGUUUGGACAGUGACUGCAGCGAUUAUGAUGGUUGCGGCGAUUGCGCAUGCUAUAGUUGCGCACGCACAGCAAACGGCCAAACUGCACAGUUUUCAAAAAAAACGAAAGAAUGCAAAGGCAAGUAUCCCCACAAGGGCAGUUGUCGCGGAAAAAACAAACAAAGUGCAUUUCUUUCCCUCGACGCAGAUUCAAAGAACCACAACGACCAACUUAAGAGCUCGCCAAUUUCGCCAAGUAGUAUGUGUGAAGGGGACUACAAAGAGUUAGCCCCUAACAACGAACAAAGCGGUCGCAAAGAAAUUUUAACAAAUGUGAAAAGCAUAAGCAAUUGCAACGACACCCUGAUGGAUGACCUCAUGAGGAAGGACUCCACAAAUAGCGGUGAACAUAGGAGCGAAAGGAGUACCUUCAGGAAUGACAGCAACCUUAGGGUGAGUGAAAAUUUGGAUGAUUACACAGCAGUGAAUUAUUUGCAGGAAUUUCGUCUUCUCAGCGAGGACAAUAAAUGUGAGAACGUAUAUAUAAUGCGCAACGUGGAAGAAGGGGAUACGCAAGAGAGAACUUCCCAGGAAGGUGGUUCACACCCCAUUGCAGAAUUCAACUCUAGCGGUUAUCCAUUCGCACAGAGCAUUUGCGAACAAAAUGUCACAAGUGAAUUGGGCAGGAAGAACCACACAGGUGAUAUAAAUCAAUCAUGUUACACCAAAGGGGUAUCCGAAAACUACUAUCUGGAAAGUGAAAAAUUAAGUGAACUCCAUCUCAUGAGAGAGAAACAGAACAAUGCGAUAUGCCAAAAUUAUGAACCCCCUGAAGGUAGAAGAUUGCCCAAUGUUGUAAGUCUGUACGGUAAGGACAAUUCCAAUGCGCUCGAAACUGAUGGGAGAGGAGGAACCCUCCCCUUCUAUGACCUACAAAGGGAUAGCAUGAGCAACGGCGACUUCCCAUUUUUAAGUAAAAAAGAGAAAGGCAUGGUGGAAGGGGGAAACAAUGUUUUAAGUUUCAAUGCAAAAGAAAAUCAACACAGUUGUGACAGGAACAGAGAGAACCACAAAAUGGAUGCUGAAAAUACCCCCCUGGUGAAUAACCAACACAAUUGUAAACCAUCUCUUCAUUGGACAGACAAGUACGAAGGAAAAGGCAUUGAAGAUAUUAUUAAAAACAACAAGACGAGGAUUGAGCAUCUGUACGAUAGUGAAGGAGAUCAAAGUUAUGUUUGCAUGGGUGAAAAUAUUAGUGGAUUUACACGCACCAUGGAGGACGAGAUGGAAGCAAAAGAGAAUAAGACCCCUUCCUUUGUCCACAAAUUAGACAAUUCAUUUAGCUCGCAAAAUGAUCCCUCCUAUUCAGUUAACUCAUAUAAUGAGGAGAUGGAAGAUAAAAAUAUUAUUGCGUGUUCUCUGGACAGCUUCAAUGAAGAGUUCAUUACCCCCAUAUCGGUUCCCACCCCUGCGGCGUCCAUUUUCUCAGAUGGAAGUGUCCUUUCCCCGCAGAAAGGGAACUUGAAUAGUGAUGGAUCUCCUCAGAAGGAAAGUGUAAAAAUAAACGCGGAAAGGGAUCUACCGUUAGGAGACCCCUUCCAGAUGUACUACCAAAAUUCUAAUUGUGAUACAAACCCUAUGAAUUCCCAUCAAAUAGGUGUUGUUAAUAAAAAAAGUGACUACAACUCAUUAGGUCUCGCCCAAGAUUAUUUUCACAAAAGGGAAGACACUAUCCAAUAUAGUAACCAUUUGACAAAUUUAACAGAGGGAGGAAACUACAGCUCCAGCACCAUACCUGGUGAUCUCCUUCACAAAAUCUCAAGAGAAAAAGAUGAAUCGAUGAUGGAGAAAAAACUGAAUCCAUCUGAUAAAAACAUAAAUAUUGAAGAAUGCAGAAUAUAUAAGGGAAAACAAACUGGUGGUAAUAUAGAUAACGAAAAUGUUGAUAUGCAUUCUCAACGCAAGGGCAACAUCGUGCAAAGAACUAAUGAAGAUGUUCACCACAUGGAUAAGCUAACGUACCAUCAGGUAAACAACUCAUCUGGUAGGGUAAAAAAUGACGCCAUUAGAGGUGAAGGAAAUGGAAUGAAAGAGAAAAAAAAGAAUGAACUGCACAAAAUUGUAAAUACACUAGAAAUAAAAGAAACAAAGAUAAAGACCAAACAAGGAAUUUUCGAAAUAACCCCGGAGGGAAAAGUUCUCUUCACCUUCUUCGGAAGAUCAGAAAUUAAAGAAUACAAAAAGGUAAAGAGAGACAAGCUAAACAUAGACAUCUCAAAGCCGAGGAAACUAUUAUUUAUAAUCGAAAUAAAUGGAAUAGACAUAAAAAUAAAAGAUGUACUGUUGGACGAUGUGUUGGAUUUCUACAACCUGCUCGAAGAAGAAUUACCAAAGUCGCACCAAGUACGAUACGAAUAUGCUUAUGACGUUAUUGAGACGUUGAAAAAACACACCCCUAAGGUGUCUCUAACGAAGAAGUGGUUUGGGGUGUAUAACCUCAUGAGCAAUGGAAGCACCCCCGAUUUUAUGGCUACACUGAAAAACAACAUGUUCAUUGACAAAAUUGAAAUGAAGAACAGCCAAGUGAUGUUUGCCUUGAAGGAGGGGAACACCGUAACGCUGAAUGUUGACGAUUUGAACGGGGUUACCACCAAACUAACGAGGCAUUUGCGGGAGAGAGGAAAAAAUGCAACAGAGGAAGACGCCACAAAAGGGUGCGAGGCACUCCUGAGGGGUAUGGUUUCUGCCGAUGAACAAGAUGUCAAAGCUGUUCUACUCAAUUUGGAAUUACUCCUAAAAAAGACAGGAGUGUCCAUAGAUAUAGUCAUCCAAAACUGGUGUAAUACUUUACAGGCCUACUCACAGUGCCUGGAUCUGUUGACAAAAGGAAACGCAGAAUAUACCCUCCGGCUAAGGAAAGACUUGACCGACAUAACAGCAAGAACUGAGCUGCACAGGAGGGAAAUUUAUUUUUCCAUAUUUCCUGUCAUAGUUCAGGAGUGA